AUGCUGUGCUCUCAUGGACUCCAGUCUGCUCUCGGUCCAGUCGUGGGCUUGUACUGGCCUGUCCGCAGUCUGUGGCCACAGGUCAGACCUCUGCUGUACCAGCAGGAUCUGCUGCACAAAAACCUACAAGAGGUCCUGAGCAGGCUGGAGAUGGUGGACAAACUUCAGGACAACAUGAUGGAGAAAAAAGAGCCUUUCCAAAGCAGCCUGGCCAUGAAAGCAGUCUCCUUCCAGCUGGACAAAGAGGGAGAGCACUUUGGCCUGACUCUGGACACCCAGGGCUUUUCCCCAGAGGAGCUGAGUGUACGGCAGGUGGGCAGGAAGCUGAGAGUCAGCGGGAGGAUGGAGAAGAAUGAGGAGGAUGGGACAGGCUGCUCCUCUUACACUCUCCAGGAGUUCAGACAGGAGUUUGAUCUGCCUGAAGGCCUGGACCCUGAAGCGCUCAGCUGCUACCUGGCUCCAGACGGGAAACUCCACAUCCAGGCGGCCAGAGCUCCAUGUGCUGAGGAGACUGAGAGAGAGCUGACUAUCAAGAGGAGCUUGGAGGAGAAAACACAACAGAGUGUGUGUUCACACACAGACAGCAGCACCACAGAAACACACGACAGCACACAGGACAACCCUGAAAACAUGGACUCAUCUACAUGA
This is a messenger RNA of Cheilinus undulatus (humphead wrasse), 648 nucleotides long. RefSeq names its product heat shock protein 30-like. Gene Ontology annotation, biological process: response to heat; protein refolding. Lineage: Eukaryota; Metazoa; Chordata; Actinopteri; Labriformes; Labridae. The record is from RefSeq and is a predicted model, not a curated record. Gene Ontology annotation, molecular function: protein folding chaperone. The coding region runs from base 1 to 648 and encodes 215 amino acids. The transcript has a single exon.